AUGUCUCACAUUCAUGAAAUCGUCAAAAAUUUCCUUGCCCAACCAUUUCUCAAACGAAAAUAUUACGCUCAUUUCGCAGGCUGUCAUGUGGUGCACGUACUCAUGGUUUUUGGCUCUCAUUCUGUUUCUAAAGAUCGUGAGGCAUAUGAUCGAGAAACUGGGGAAUCAGAUCAUUCCAGUUGGGUGCUAACUGAGGCUAAGCCACUAAGGAGUGCACUUGAGCUCUUAACUCAAGGGCUUUGUGCUUGGCCCUAUUAUCUGAUGACGAGUUUAUGGGGGAGUGAGGGUUACCAAAACAGGGCAGAUGGGCGCAGUGUCGGGAAGUACAAAGAAUGGAGCUGUGGGCUUCCCGGAGAGUAUGUGGCAAAAUGUGAGAUGGUUCCAGUGAGUAGCGCCGUGCGAGGGAGCUGUGGGGUAUGGAGAGGCAGUCUGGCUUUAGCGAAAUGGAAUCUUUUAGGGUUUCUUUUUUGGUGA
Molecule: messenger RNA, 474 nt
Organism: Botrytis porri
Lineage: Eukaryota; Fungi; Ascomycota; Leotiomycetes; Helotiales; Sclerotiniaceae
Exons: 1
Coding region: 1-474 (157 amino acids)
Source: RefSeq, a predicted model, not a curated record